Molecule: messenger RNA, 1416 nt
Organism: Diutina rugosa
Lineage: Eukaryota; Fungi; Ascomycota; Pichiomycetes; Serinales; Debaryomycetaceae
Product: dolichyl-P-Man:Man(5)GlcNAc(2)-PP-dolichol alpha-1,3-mannosyltransferase
Exons: 1
Coding region: 1-1416 (471 amino acids)
Cellular component (GO): endoplasmic reticulum
Molecular function (GO): dol-P-Man:Man(5)GlcNAc(2)-PP-Dol alpha-1,3-mannosyltransferase activity
Source: RefSeq, a predicted model, not a curated record
AUGCCCCCUUCCCCACCAGCUGAGACUCAACCAGAAGCUCAACCAGAGCUUCCUGAAUUUACAUUUGCGAAUGUAAGGAAUGAUAUUAUUUCAGGGGUCAAGGCUCUCAUCUAUGACCCGAGGUGUCUGCGUCUAGUGGCUCCCCUCGUGGUCGUCUUGACUCUGUUGGCUUGCAAGAUCAUCAUUGCCAAAGUUCCUUACACGGAGAUUGACUUCUCCACUUAUAUGCAACAGAUAGCGAAGGUUAACAACGGGGAGAUUGACUAUCUGGAAAUCUACGGAGACCUGGGACCCAUUGUGUACCCUGCUGGAUUCAUCGCAGUCUACAAAGCUAUUGCCCAGCUCACUGAUGGCGGGGCCGAUAUCAAGCUGGCACAGCAAAUUUUCAGCUAUGUUCUUAUAUUUACGAACUUGCUUGCGGUACUUACUUACGUGGUAUCGUAUGUGCCUCCCUGGACGAUUUACUUGUUACUUUGUUCCAAACGGAUAUUCUCAAUUUAUGUCCUCAGAAUGUUCAAUGAUUGCUUUACUACCUUGGCAAUGGUAGCAGUGACGUUGAUCUACCAACAAGCAGCUUACCAGUACAAUCAGCUGUCGCUCAUUCUGUUUUUGUUGGCGGCUGUGGGUAUGGACGUAUACCUGAUGGCCGUGUCGAUCAAAAUGAACGCCUUGUUGUAUCUCCCAGCAGUUUUAUUGGUAACUUAUUUUGUUGUUGGUCAACUGACGUUGAAGCUUUUACUAAUCCUGGCCAUUUUCCCUUUCAUUCAGUUGAUCAUGGGAUGGAACUACCUCGUGCCUUUACUCAAUGAUAAGUACGCCGUUCACAUUCGCUGGAACUAUAUCAAUAAUGCGUUUGAUUUCAAGCGGAAGUUUUUGUACAAGUGGACAGUCAAUUGGCGCUUCAUUGGCGAGAAAUGGUUCAAUAGCGACGUUUUUGCCAAAAUACUUUUGCUUCUUCAUGUUGCAGUGCUUUUGUGGUUUUUACUCACACGCUUCCUUAGUCCCCAGCUUACUGGGGAACCUCGCGUCAAAUUGAUCACCCAAGCUCUUAAAGGUGGCGCCACUCCCUCAGCAGUAAACAAGUACUUAGACCCUGUCGCUGGGCCUCGAUUGGUUAUGUUGGUGUUUUCAGUUACCAACGUAGUUGGUGUGAUGGCUCUGCGGAGUUUGCAUUACCAAUUUUUGCUGUGGUAUUUAUGGCAAUUGCCUUUCUUGUUGUGGUCUACUGGGUGGCCCAUGCCAGUGUGCAUCGUGGUGUGGGUUGCCCACGAGUACUGUUGGAAUGUCUUCCCGCUGACGCUGAUGUCCUCUGCUUUAUUAGUUACCAUCUUAGGUGCCAUACUUACUGGUGUUUGGUUCAAUCCACGGAUCUGGGGUCCCCUGGAGCCCAUCUCCACUGAGAAGAAGGAGGAAUAG